Molecule: messenger RNA, 828 nt
Organism: Oikopleura dioica
Lineage: Eukaryota; Metazoa; Chordata; Appendicularia; Copelata; Oikopleuridae
Source: the annotation of a GenBank genome assembly
AUGAAAGUAAUAUGCGUUGGUUUUCCGAAAACAGGGUCAAAAACCUUGUCGGCCUGUUUGAAUCACUUUGGAUACAAAGUCGCCGAUUUGAUGGAAAAUGUGGAAAUGAACAAAACAUGGCUGAGAAUAAUGGAGAGAAAGAUUCCCUUUUCUCGAAUUCUUCGAGAGUACAAAAAGCGAGGCUACAACGCAAACCAAGAUGUUCCAUCAACCCUAUAUUGGCGAGAAUUUGUCACGCAUUGUCCAAAAGCCAAGGUGAUUCUGACAGUUCGAGAUUCAGGAGAGCAGUGGUUCGAAUCGCGACUGCGAUGGGUACGAAGUCUGAGAAAAUAUUCCAUCGGUGGAAUUUUUCCCUUUUGGCUUUUGCUUUUUCUGAUGUCGUUUGGUUUUAUGGGCAAAACAGCCAAGCGACAAAUGAAAAUCAUGCAGCUUUGGAUGGAGAGAUUCCUCAAAAUAAAACCGGGCUUUGACUUUUGCUUUCAAGAAGAGUAUGAAAGAUUUUUCAUCGAGAACAAAGCAAUGAUGAUCGAAAAUUACAACGAUCAUAUUUUACGGGUAACCAGAAGUGUUCCGGCUUCUCGGCUUCUUGUGUGGAAUGUCAAAGAUGGUUGGGAGCCUCUUGCGAAAUUUCUCAACAAACCGAUUCCCGAGAUCCCCCUUCCGAUGGAAAACGCUUCCGGAUCGAAUGUUGAAUGGCGCCGGAGAAAUUGGAACGACCAUCCGAUCAUGAAAGAAGCAAGGGAAAAGCUUUUUGUAUCAUUGAUUAUGCUUGCGAGUUUUCUGUUCAUUCUUUUCUCCUUCAUCUUGCUCCGCCCGGUAGCUCAAUAA